AUGAAGAUUGCUAUUUUUGCCAUGUUGUUGGUAGCAUUUACUUGCUUAUCAGCUGUAAACUCAACAUUCAUUGUUGGAACCUGUGAUUCCAGUAAGUGUGGUUUCGGUCAAGUCUGCAUCUGUGAGGGUGGUGUCAAUCACUGUGUAUUGUUGGAUCAAUGCGAUGAGGUUGCUGUAGUGCAAACCAUUGAACACAGUUGGGUUGAGAACGGUCAAUCAUUCACUUUGUACCGUGUACAUGUCUUCAACUAUGGACCAAGAACCUUGAAGAAUAUUGCCAUUCAAACCGAUUGUACCUUGGAUCCACGUGACCAAAGCUCAGUAUGGAACGUUGUUUACAACAAUGGAUUCUUCUCCCUCCCAUCCUAUGGUCAAGGUAUUGCCACUGGUAAAGAGUUUGUCUUUGGAUACAUUGACCGUGGUAUGCGUUCACCAAACUUAUUCAUCCGUGCCCUCCAAUAUUAA
Heterostelium album PN500 is the source of this 465-nucleotide messenger RNA. Its product is annotated as carbohydrate-binding domain-containing protein. Bases 1 to 465 code for a protein of 154 amino acids. The record is from RefSeq and is a predicted model, not a curated record. The transcript has a single exon. Gene Ontology annotation, biological process: extracellular matrix organization. Gene Ontology annotation, cellular component: extracellular matrix. NCBI's taxonomy places the organism in Eukaryota, Evosea, Eumycetozoa, Acytosteliales, Acytosteliaceae. Gene Ontology annotation, molecular function: extracellular matrix structural constituent; carbohydrate binding.